Trichoderma harzianum CBS 226.95 is the source of this 724-nucleotide messenger RNA. RefSeq lists its product as hypothetical. The transcript has a single exon. The coding region runs from base 174 to 653 and encodes 159 amino acids. Lineage: Eukaryota; Fungi; Ascomycota; Sordariomycetes; Hypocreales; Hypocreaceae. The record is from RefSeq and is a predicted model, not a curated record.
CAGAUGCAGCAACGACAAGCUGUGGGCUGUGUCCCCUGGCUACGGUAUAAGCCACGGGAUUAAAGAUGUGAUGAAUCCGAAACCAUUGAUUGCAUCUCACCAUCUUCAUCCUCAUCCUCACCCUCAUCUUCCUCUCCAGUAUCCGAAAGAUGUAGAGCCACCAAGACAUCAUUAUGUACUUCAGCAAUCCAUGUCAUCGCCAUACUAAUUCUGGUCGUCCUUGUUUUGCUGUUUCUCCUGCAUUCUGCAUCACCACAGGGGCCCUGCCGAUUCCCCAUACAUACUCCAACCCGCUAGUCUCACGCCUUGCAGCACGCGCUACUCUUCGUUGCAAUCUGACUGAUUGCCUCGUCUCUUGGCAGGGAGAUGAGAUGCUUCCAGAGCCUCAAUGUGACGAGAUAAGCAACCCAGGCGUGCUACCACCAAAGGGCAUUCUGUCACAGCACAAAACACCACACAGUAAUAGACAAUCGAACCACCUAUCUAGCUCUCUACUAUGCAGCCAUACAAAUCCUUCCUAUUCCUCUCCCGGGGAAAAAAACUGUGAAGAAGCAGACAUACGUGAUGCAAGUCACACAAGUCUGAAUUUUUUUUUCCUUUUCCUCUCCGCCUUCUUUGGUUCAUUCACUGAGACUCGGGCCAUUCGGCGAUAGCGUCUUUCUUCAGCCCGGCUUGUUUUCUAAGCUCCGUGCCAAGAAUACAGUGCCUAUGAAUAUGACACUGU